Mercurialis annua (annual mercury) is the source of this 1746-nucleotide messenger RNA. RefSeq names its product B3 domain-containing protein Os01g0234100-like. Bases 96 to 1544 code for a protein of 482 amino acids. The record is from RefSeq and is a predicted model, not a curated record. The transcript is spliced from 7 exons. Lineage: Eukaryota; Viridiplantae; Streptophyta; Magnoliopsida; Malpighiales; Euphorbiaceae. Gene Ontology annotation, molecular function: DNA binding.
AAAGGGAAAAAAACCUGAAAGAUAAAUUUAUAACAACAAAAACCCCUCUGAUACCAAGAAACUCCAGCUUUUUAACAUUUUCAUCUUCACCAUUAAUGGAUACCGACCAAGACCAAGACCACCACCACCACCACCACCGUGCCUCCUCCACUCCUCAGCCACCGUCUCAGCCUUCUCCACAAUUCGCUGUCUACACCUAUCCCAAGCACAGGACUAAGAAAAGGAGGGCGCAUAUCAUCAAGAUUAAGCGGACCCAGAUCCAUGCCGACUCUUCUCCUCAACCUAACUCCAACUCCAACACUCAGCUUGUUCUGGAUGAUAAACUGGGCAAGUCUACAAGCAACAAACAAAAGAAAGCUGUGGUCAAUGACUUCUACAAUGAUACUGAAACUUCGGUAUCUACUAUGGAGAGGGCCAAAGAGCUUCAAGCAACUUUAGACGCUUCACUCCCUAGCUUUGCAAAAGUUUUGGUUCGAUCAAAUGUCACUGUUGGAUUUUGGAUGCAUCUUCCUAUGCCAUUUUGCAAAUUGCACUUGCCCAAGAGUGAUGCGGCAGUUUCAGUGGAAAUGGAAAAUGGACGGGAAUUCACAAUAAACUAUAUAGCAGACAGGACAGCAUUAAGUGGUGGGUGGAAAGCAUUCUGUUCUGCAAACCAGCUACAUGAGGGUGAUAUUCUCGUUUUCCAUUUACUCAAACCAGUAACAUUUAAGGUGUACAUAGUCAGGGGAAGUCGUUCAACCAAAGUAAAUGGGGAGUUCGGGAAAGAAACUACUCCUGAAAAACAAAUAAAGUCUGAUCACGCGGAGGAAGAUAAAGAGAGCGGUGAAAAGGCCAAACGUUUGGAGCUUCCUGAUGAAGUCCUUCGGCAGAAUGAAAAAGAAGAGAGAAGCCUGAUGGUUUUGGAUGAAGGGCAUGGAGCAGUUCGACCUGAGAAUGGAUUUGAGGGUCAUCGGGACUCUAAAAUGUUGGAUGUUAUUGUAUCUUCAGGAUCUGCUGUUGAUUUUACCGAUUUAGAUAGUUUUGAAAGUUUCAGCAUUGUCAUCAAUGAUUUGGCUAUAGACUCUGAGAUCUCCGAUUACCAUCGAACGACAUAUUACGAGCUAUGCCGCUCACAGAACUCAUUUUUGCAUGACAAUCUUCUCAAGAGUAUCAACUAUAAGUUGGCAACGGAAAUAAUAAUCGGAGUUGUUAACAUUUCAGAGGCCAUGAGAACUUCCAAGCUUUCAAGCUCUGGUCCAGAUUUUUCGGUGUGGGACAAGACUUUGAAGGGCUUUGAGCUGUUGGGCAUGAAUGUAGGGUUCUUACGUUCUCGAUUGAACCUGCUAAUGAGGCUUGCCAAUGAAGCAGAAGAGACGGUGGAAUCCGAGUCUAGAGAAGCUAGACAACAACAAGUCCGUAUAGUUGAGGAAAUGCGGAGUCUUGAAUUGCAGCUUACGGAUUUGCAAGAGACAAGGGAAAGGCUUGAUGUGGAGAUAGAGUCUCUGAAGGAGAAUGCUGAAAGCCAAGAGCUUAAGUUUCAGGAAGUGGUCAAUAGUCCAUGGUAGGAACAAUUCCCUGACUAUACGAAAGUUCGUAAUUAUCAAAGCACCGAUUAAACGCAAGGAAGGGCAGAAUUUCUCAGUGUACGAAUAUGUUAACAGAAUUUUUACCAAUCUGGCAAUGAACAUUUGAAUUAGUGAUAGACAUGUAUACUAAUUAGUGGUAGAAUUUUGAUGGAAACUUAUUUACAUAAUGCUUUGUUAUGCA